AUGGGCUUGUCUGUCGUGUCCAGCUUGCAGCCAUCGGGCGAGCCCGCAAUGGAGUAUUCCGACGAGGAAGUGCGUGGACGGUUCCCGGGCGUGGAGCUGGUGAUGGGAUCAGGGGCAGCGCAGGGCGCUGGCGCGCUGUUUUUGACCACAAAGAGGGUGGUGUGGGUGAGCGAAGGCACCGGCUCGAAUGGCACCGGCUACGCCGCCGACUUCCGCAGCAUCGCUGUGCAUGCCGUUUCAAGGGAUCCCGAGGUGUCUGCUCGGGAUUGCAUCUACAUCCAGCUCGAUUGCCCCGACCCGCGCUUCAACGAGGAAGAGGACGAGGAGGGGGAGGGCGAGGCGGGGACCACAGCACUUGAUGCGGAACUCAGGCUGGUGCCUGCUCAGCCUCAGCAAGUGGAAGAAAUAUUCAGGCUCCUGUCCGAGUGCGCGGCUCUGAAUCCAGACUCUGACGAUGGCGACAGUGAAGAGGGCACUUUCUUCUACAAUGUGGACAGCGCUCUUGCCAGUGUGGCUGCUGCUGAUAUGGAAAAUGCAAUGGAAGAACUGGAGAUUGAAGAUGGUCAGGGGGAUCUUGAUGAGCUUGUUGGCGAUGAUCCUGAGAGGUUUCAAGAUGCUGAGGAAGAGGAAGACCCAAGACCUAAUGGCUGGACUAGACAUUGA
Messenger RNA from Ostreobium quekettii, 663 nucleotides. Lineage: Eukaryota; Viridiplantae; Chlorophyta; Ulvophyceae; Bryopsidales; Ostreobiaceae. The record is from the annotation of a GenBank genome assembly.